CGAAGAGCAUGAAAGGAUUUCUCUUGUUUGUCUCAGAAGAAAAAUGAGCUCUGCAAAAGAACUCAACUAUCCUCACAUCCUAAUUCAGUACCAGAAUGGAUUUCUAGUAUCUAAGGUGAUGUUUACUGCCUGUGAGUUGGGUGUGUUUGAUCUGUUGCAAGAAUCAAAAGAAAAGUUGUCAUCCAAAGCCAUCGCAGAAUGUCUGAGGAGCGGCCUUCCUGGAAUGGAGAGACUGCUGGAUGCCUGUGUGGGUUUGAAGCUCCUAGAAGUAGACGUGAGCAAAGAAGGAGCUUUUUAUUGCAACACAGAAAUCUCUGAACAGUUUCUCACCAAAUCAAGUCCAAAGUCUCAGUAUCAUACCUGUAUGUAUUACUCCAAAACAAUUUAUCCUUGCUGGCAGUACUUGACAGAGGCUGUAAGGGAAGGCAAGAACCAGUACGAGAGAGCAUUUGGCAUUUCAUCGAAAGCUGUUUUUGAAGCUCUGUACAGGUCAGAAGAAGAGAUGCUGAAAUUCAUGUAUGGAUUGAAUGCAAUUUGGAGUCUAUGUGGCAGAGAUGUUAUAGCCGCAUUUGAUCUUUCCCCUUUCACUAUGAUUUGUGAUCUUGGUGGAGGUGCUGGGGCUUUGGCCCAGGAAUGUGUUUCACUAUAUCCAGAUUGUACAGUCACUAUUUUUGACCUUCCUAAAGUAAUUCAAACAGCCAAGAAGCAUUUUGUAUCACUGGAGAAACAUCAAAUAAAUUUUUAUGAAGGGGAUUUUUUUAAAGAUCCUCUUCCGGAAGCUGAACUGUAUAUUUUAGCAAGAAUCCUCCAUGACUGGUCAGAUGAGAAUUGUGUACAACUUCUCACAAAAGUGCAAAAGUCUUGCAAAACUGGUGGUGGUGUUUUACUAAUUGAAACUCUUCUGAAUGAGGAUAAACGUGGCCCAUUGGAAAGCCAGCUCUAUUCACUAAAUAUGCUCGUUCACACUGAAGGAAAAGAACGGUCACCAGCAGAAUAUAGCAAGCUCCUCACAGCAAGUGGUUUCAAGGAAAUCGAAAUUAAGAAAUCUGGAAAGCUCUAUGAUGCCAUUUUAGGAAGAAAAUAAUGGUUUCUUUCACCUUAUUAUAAAUGCAAACAAAUGAGAUAAUAUACUUGGUCUAAAUUGAGCUAAAUCACAUUACAGAACAGAAAUUAUAAUAUUAAUAACAGUCUAAAAUAUAAAAAAAUCCACUAUUAAUACACUUAAUGAACAGUGUAAAUCAGCAUAGAGAGACACCUGUUCAGACUUUUUUUGUUUACUUUUUUCUUUUAAACAGGUUUUGCAAAAGAAAUUAUGCAUAUUUUCAGCUAUUUUCUGAAGUUUAUUAAUAUCAUGUAAUAUUAGAAUUUCCUUCAUAUGAUGAUGGUGAAAGAUGGUUACGGAAUAUUAAGAUUAGUUGGAAAAACUGCACAGAGCCCUUAAGCCACAGCAACAAAACUUCAGAAACAAAAAGUGGAAUCCUAAGUCCAAAAAAUGCUAAAUGAAAUAUCUUUCCCCCUUUUUAGACUAGCCCAGUUCUGAAAUAAUGGUGUGUGAGAUUCAUUUUAUGUAAGGGGAAACUUGGUAAUAAAAUGUAAAAUUAACAAUACUUUGAGUCUGGGUUUUAAUCAGAAAAGCAUUUGAUUAAUUCAAUAUAUUUAUUGUAUAUUCAGAAGUCCCAAAAAAACCAUCCCACCCUGCUUUAGUUUCUCUUGGGUAACAAUGUCUCAAAAUGUAACACAACUUUACUAGGUUUGUGAUGUCUAUAAAUCUAUGAUAUCAAUUUUAUGGAAUACAAUUCCCUUCUUCAAUUGGUUGAAACAUUGUAAUCAAUAAUCAGAAUAGAACUGGAAGGGACCUUGAAGGUCUUCUAGUCCAACCUCUUGCCUACAUUUCAGAUAGGUGGCUGUCCAGUCUUUUCUUAAAAAAUUCUAGUGAUGAAGCACCUACAACUUCUGAAGGCAAGCAGUUCCACUGGUUAAUUGUCUUCAUCGUUAGAAAGUUUCUCCUUAAUUCCAGGUUGCUUUUCUCCUUGAUUAGUUUUCAUCCAUUGUUUCUUGUAUUGCCCUCUGGUCUUUUGGAAAAUAAGUUGACCCCCUCUUCUUUGUGGCAGCCCCUCAAAUACUGGAAUACUGCUGUCACGUCAUCCCUACUUCUUCUUUUCUCUAGACUGGCUAUACCCAAUUCCUGCAACUGUUCUUGAUAUGUUUUUGUCUCCAGGCUCUUAAUCAUCUUAGUUGCUCUUCUUUGCUCUUUUUCCAAAGUCUCAAUAUCUGUUUUGUAAUGUGAUGACCAAAACUGGAUGCAGUAUUCCAUGUGUAGUCUUACUAAGGCUUUAUAAAGCGGUAUAUUGAUGUGAUUUUGAUUCUAUGCCUCUGUUUGUACAACUAAAGGGUGUAUUAACCUUUUUGGCUGCUGCUGCCUAUUGCUGGCUCUUGUUUAAGUGAUUGUCCACUAGGACUCCAAGGUCCCUCUCACAGUUACUCUUUUUGAACCAAGUUUUGCUUAUUCUGUACUUGUACCUUUAGUUUUCCCUGCCUAGGUGUAAAACCUUGCUUUUCUCCACAUUAAAUUUCAUGUUGUUGGGUAGGCUCCAUUGUUCAAGUCUGUCAAGAUCUUUUUGGAUCCUGAGCUCUUCUUCUGGGGUUAGCUUAGUAUCAUCUACAAUCUUCUGCCAGUUUAGUACCAUCUGCCAAUUUGAUGAGUUCCCUUCUAUUCCCUCAUCUAAGUCAUUUAUGAAGAUAUUAAAGAGUACUGGGACUAAGACAGAACCUUGUGGUACCCCACUGCUUCCUUCCUUCCAUGUAGUACCAUUAAGGGCUACAUGUUGAGUAUGGUUUGUCAGCCAGUUACAAAUCUGGUGGUGAUGCUGUCUAUUUUACAUUUUUCUAGUUUACAGUAAGUAGGUUGUGGUCUAUUUGUAAAAUGUCUUGCUGAAGUCUAAGUAUACUAUAUCCACAGCAUUACGCUGGUCUAGUAAUUUAAUUUUCUUUGUCCUGAAUUAGGAGGAAUAGAUUUUUGUCUGCAUGUAAACCUGCACAUCAUACACAGAGUCAUAUAAAUAGAGAAAUGGCUAGCAGUAAGAAAUAAAAUGAAAUGCGAUGGAGACUGCCUAAUCAUUGAGGCAGUAGGAUUUGAUUCUUCUAUUAAUGAGAGUUUUACAGAAUAAAUGUUGUCUUGGCCCUUAGAUGGUGCUGUUAUACUAUACUUCAACCCCGAUGGCUGCUAGUUCCAGCAAUAUGCUCCUCUAUUAAUGUUGUAGAAUUCUACAGGUUGAGGUCAAGUUAUUCAGAUACAAAGCAGGUGGUAGAAUCUACCAGCUUCUUGAUGUUGCAGUGAAAAUAUUUCAUUACUGUACAAUAUUUUCUUGUCUGUAUGAAAUGUCAUCACAUAAAUGAUAAAAUCAUUCUGUUUAAGCAGGACGAUUUUCUCAAAUUACAAUUUUAAUCAUGUAACAAGUUUCCAUCCAUAUUUUGCAUAUUAAAUAAUUUGGGUAACUUUAUUUGAUGUGGAGGAUUAGCUUUAAUCUUCUGGAUCUACCUGCCACGUGAACAUUGCUUAUCUUUGCUUUUGUCUGGGAUAUCGUUAAACGCUCCCUCUCUGUCAUCAUUACCAAAAUGAUAAAGACUUUUUAAAAAAAUAUCUGAACAACUUGAAUUAAGCUACUUGUCAAACAUUAAACCCUGCUCAUAAGUAAGAUUUACUGUGGAAAUCUUUUUUAAAGACUGCCAUGUCUUUAGCUCAGCAGUGGCUCUUUUAGAUUUGAUCAUUACAAGGGCCUCAAACAAUUCCUUCUUCAAGCUUGUUUUAAGUUGAAUCUAAUUUGAGUUGGUUGCCAGGACCAGAGGUUUAAUCUUCCGAGCUUUCAGAAUUGUGCUGGAGCCCAUCCUCAGGGAACUUCUGUCUGACUAGAAAGUGCCUUAAGAUGAUUCCAUAAAGGGUAUGUUGGAGUCAGACAGCAUUCAAAUCAAAUGAAUGAUUAAAUAGGUAUUGUUUCAUAAUUCAAUUACAGUCAUACAUUGAAUUCUGAUGUGAUUAUAUGAUUGGUUCUAUGUUUUUACUACUUCUUGUGCUGGUUUUGAAGAGAGGAGUACUAAUUUUCUUAAAAUACUUGUAUUGGAAAGAGUUGUGAUGUGUUUUUAAAAAUGGAACAAUUUAUUUGUUUGUUUAUUUCUUAGUUGCAAUCAUUAAAUGCUUACUGAGCCUA
Messenger RNA from Pantherophis guttatus, 4205 nucleotides. RefSeq names its product acetylserotonin O-methyltransferase (gene ASMT). Gene Ontology annotation, molecular function: protein dimerization activity; O-methyltransferase activity. NCBI's taxonomy places the organism in Eukaryota, Metazoa, Chordata, Lepidosauria, Squamata, Colubridae. The record is from RefSeq and is a predicted model, not a curated record.